This is a messenger RNA of Glycine soja, 378 nucleotides long. Its product is annotated as eggshell protein-like. NCBI's taxonomy places the organism in Eukaryota, Viridiplantae, Streptophyta, Magnoliopsida, Fabales, Fabaceae. The transcript has a single exon. The record is from RefSeq and is a predicted model, not a curated record. The coding region runs from base 1 to 378 and encodes 125 amino acids.
AUGAUGAUGGUGGUUGCGGUGGUGACAAUAGUGGAGUGUGACAACGGUGGUGGUGGUUGUUAUGGUGACGAGGGUGAAGUGGUGGCAACAACAAUGAUGAUGGUGGUUGCGAUGGUGACAAUGGUGAAGUGUGACGAUGAUGGUGGUGGUUGUUAUGGUGGUAGUGAUUGUUAUGGUGACGAUGGUAGUGGUGGUGAUGAUGAUGGUUGUGGUGAUGGUGGCGGUGGCAACAAUGUUAAAGGUGGUGGUGACAAGGUUAGUGACAGUGACAAUGGCGAUAACUACAAUAAUAAUGGUGGUGGCAUGGGUGGUGAGGACGAGGGAAUGAGAGAAAACGAUUAUUCUAUCUUGUUGCUUUUUAACCUAACUCCCUAUUAG